Messenger RNA from Salvia hispanica, 999 nucleotides. RefSeq names its product expansin-B6-like. Gene Ontology annotation, cellular component: extracellular region. NCBI's taxonomy places the organism in Eukaryota, Viridiplantae, Streptophyta, Magnoliopsida, Lamiales, Lamiaceae. Gene Ontology annotation, biological process: sexual reproduction. The record is from RefSeq and is a predicted model, not a curated record.
AUGCAAGUUGUCUUUUUCCAGGAGUGCUCUCUCUUUCUCUCUCUGGCGAUUCUAGGGUUUCUUCCUUCCUUCGUCAUUGAUCUUCUCUUCGGUGAAAUCACUAGCAGAGGCAACCUCUUCGGUUCCCUUGCAAAGUCCAGUGCUAGGUUUGACUUCACUGUCGAAUCUGCUAAGCUGGAGGCAAUUUCAUUGUGUUCUUGUGAGGAUCUAUUUCCUAUUGGUGAUAGCUUGAAGUCCAGAUUGGUUGAAGAUCUUGGAUUAGCUAGGGUUCCAAUUAGGGUUUGCAAUCUCAUAGAAUUAAAUAAUGUUAAAGCAAAGGGUCCCUUCCACAACGGUGCUGCCACGUGGUAUGGCCCGCCCGACGGAGCCGGAAGUGAUGGGGGAGCUUGUGGCUUUGGACCUGAUGUAAACCAUGCUCCCUACUAUGGUUACAUUUCUGCUGGAAAUAACAACUUAUUUAAAUCCGGAGCUGGCUGCGGAACUUGUUAUGAGGUGAAGUGCAUAGAUAACCCUGCUUGUUCAAAAAAGGCAAUUAAAGUAACAAUUACAGACGAGUGUGCCGGUUGCCAUGACGCUGCCAUGCACUUCGAUUUAAGUGGAAGAGCUUUUGGAGCUUUGGCAAAUCCUGGCCAAGAAAACAACUUGAGGAAUGCCGGCAAGAUCAGUCUUCAGUAUAGAAGGGUAAAAUGCAACUACAAAUCAAACAUAAAAUUCAAAAUUGAUCCGGGGUCAAAUCCUUACUAUCUAGCCUUUGUGGUGGAGAAUUUGAAUGGAUAUGGUGAAAUUUCUCGUAUUGAUCUGCAACCUUCAAACUCGGAUUGGGUGCCAAUGCAAAGAUCUUGGGGAGUUACAUGGAAAUCCGAUUUGAGAAAUGCACAAAAAGGUCCUUUCUCAGUUAGGAUCACUGGACCGGGAAACAAUGAAUCGAUUACCGCAUACAACGCCAUUGCUAAUGACUGGCAAACUGGAAAAUUCUAUUUCUCCGAGAGUAAUCUUUGA